This is a messenger RNA of Phalacrocorax carbo (great cormorant), 4307 nucleotides long. NCBI's taxonomy places the organism in Eukaryota, Metazoa, Chordata, Aves, Suliformes, Phalacrocoracidae. The record is from RefSeq and is a predicted model, not a curated record.
UGUCGGGGGGAGGGUGGGUACAAACAAGCGGUGGCGUCGCCCCGGCAACGGGGCCCGGUGGCGGUUGGUGGCGGCGCGCGGCGUUGUUGUCCCACCUCAGCUCACCUCAGCCCGGCCCAGCCGCGGGCAGCGGAGGGAAACACGGCCGAAUCGGUGAGGAACCGGCAGCAAACCGCUGUGGGGCCGGCCCUCCCGCCGGCAGGAAGCGGCCCGGCCGCCAGCAGGCCUCAGCAGGGCAGCUCCGGGCUGCCCUCCGCCUCCCGGGCUCCUGGCGGGCUGCCCUCCGCUGCCCAGGGCUGUCCCCAGCCUCCUGGCGGGCUGCCCUCUGCCUCCCCGCUUGUUUGCCACUUCCAGGCUGCGAGUGACGCGAGGCUGGUUCACCACGGCCCUUGGGUUCGGCUCCGCUAAUCGAGGAAGCUCUUCCUCUUCCUACAUUAGUAGCAAUAGCGCUGGCUCUUAGGUAGAGCAGAUGCUGCCUGCUGCCCAUGGCUUUCAGGGAUGUGAACGCAAGAAGACAUAUUGGACUUCAGCAACUCGCAUCCUUGGCGUUAGCUGGAAGAACGUUAUUGGGGCCGAUGAAAUCAUGCAAAUUCAUUGUGGAUGAAAGCACCAGCCAAAGCACAUUGAUUUGUUCUGCUGUUAGACUUAUUGAAAGUUUGGAUUUGACUAGUGCUGCCGGGCAGCUUCUUAAUGAAACCAUUCAAGCACAAAACAAGGAGUUUAAGACUGGGAUGAGUACCCUGUUGUUUCUCACUGGUGCAUGGAGCAAUGCCGUGCUGGAGUGCCUCCAGCAGAAUGUUCCUGUUUCAGCAAUAGUAUCUGUGAUGUCUGAGGGGUUGAACUCUUGCUGUGAGAGGGUCCAGUGUCUUCAAAUAUCAAUACAUGAUGUAAAUAAAGAGCUAUGUUCUAGCGGCGUUAGGCCAAAUGCUUUUAAAAGCGAAACUUGCCAAAUUGGGCAUGACAGUCUUCUAAAUCCUCAGUGUUUCCUGUAUUUGCAGAAAGAUAUUUCUGCACCAGAAGAAGUCAUUCCAAUAAUUUCUUGUUCCUAUCAAGAAGAUGAUUGUAAUUUUAACAAGUGCCUGGCUUCACCUCUGGCCGGCUGUGGUUCAAUAGCUUCUCUUGUCAAGCCAGUGGGUGACAAAAAUACUUCUGUGAUUUCUGGAAGUGGUGUUAUUGCAUCCAGCUGUAACAAACCAAAGUUAACCCACAGCAGAUACUUCAGCACUCUAGGAAAAAGCCAUUUUUCAAGUCAGCAAGGUCAUUUUCAGGGACACCUUUCAGGGCAAUCAGCAGAUCCAUGUGAGUGUUACGGCUUAGGGCACCUGGCAAUGACUCUGAGCCACGGAAAUGAGGCUAGCGUGAAACUGCUACAAAGCAUUGUUGCGUAUCAACAACAGAGAGCAGAACGCAGUGGCUCUUCCCAGUUUAAUAUUGCAGAAAUUGUGACAUGCUGUUUACUGGGCCUGCCUGAAAGCUAUUCUUGUGUCUCCCAAGGCUUUGUUACAUUAGUAUCACCAGAACAAGCCAAAGUUAUCCAACGCUUUGAAGGCAAACCCCUUCGGAUUUUGCUCAUGGAUGGUGACCUAACUGAACAAUAUCGUCACUUAGGUUUUACUAGACCGUGCAAUGUAAGGACCGUAUUGGAGCAUCGUAGCCUACAGGAAGGCAGAGCAGGGGACUUGUGGCUCAGCAGUAUGUUAGAUAUUCUGAUAAGCUUUGAAGUAGACAUGGUUUUGGUCAAAGGAAAUGUGUGCGCAAACUUAAUGGAAAGAUGCAUAGCAAACAGUAUAUUGGUAGUCGGUUCUGUGACUCGGGACGUGUUGUGUGCCUUUGGGGAGGUCACCAACGCCCAGCCAGUGACAUACCUCACCCAGCUGAAUGCUGCUUGUGUGGGGAGCGGGGCCCAAGUGGAGCUGUGGAAGGCCUGUGACGGGCGUGCAAUGGAUCUGGGUGAGCUUGUGCCAGUCAGGAUAAAAGCGCACGAAAUUCCCCUGCUCACGGCUGUGCUUACCACUACUGUAGCUUCAAAGAUGCAGCUUGUUGAAGACCGCUUCUGGACUUUAGUGUAUCGACUCCAUCAUGCUUUAAUCGACGAGAAGGUUUUUCUUGGUGGUGGUGCAGUGGAGCUCUUGUGCCUUAGUCACAUUCAGAUGCUUGCAGAACAGCCUUUGCAGCCAGCAAAUAAAGAUGCUGUGAGAGAGUUUCACAGUCCUUGGCUGGCAGCAUCUGUGACGGAGUGUAAAUCGGUUGUGCUCCAAGCAUUAGCAAGCGGCUGGAAGCAGUAUCUUUCAGUGGUUAUGUGUAACACUGCACAAGCUGCAUCGGAGUUGGAAGCGCAUGCCUCAGUUGAUCAUCACCUCAAAAAAGCAGCUGACUGUGGCUCUCCCUCAGCAUAUAUAUUGCAAGAGUUUAGAAGAGGUCAUCUGCUCAGGGAUGGUUCUGGUCCCUUUGCUGACCACAGAGCGGGUUUAAGAGUUUAUGAUAACGUGACAGCCAAGACAGAAGCAUGGCGGAGAGCUCUGGACUUGGUGCUACUAGUGCUUCAAACAGAUGCCGAAAUUAUCACAGGUCGCAAAAGGAAUCAGCUAUUGAACCCACAUCUGUCGAAUGAAUUUAUGUUUUUAUAGGACUUGCAGGCUUUAUUUAUACGUCUACGAGUCAGUGGAAGAAGUCCAGGUGCAACCUACGUUUCUUUGUAGUUUACAAAGCAAACAUUUAGAUGUGGUUGUGACUUGAGAGCGUAGCAGUCGAAACCAGCAUGUGAGACAGUCACCAGGUAGAUAUAAUUUCCCAUUUCUAGAAACAGGAGUUAAAUAGCAAACCAAAAUCACUUGUGGCUUACCUCUAACCCCAGCCAUGCAUUUCUAACUAAUUAUGUUGUCUGUAGGGAUAGAUUAAUCCAGUCAAACUGAGUUCUCUAAUCAUCUUUAGCGGAGCAGAUGUGCGGUUCUUCUUUUCAUUGUGAUGAGCACUGGGCAGGUGGGUACAUGUCAAGUCCAGUUGGGGAAGAGUUUGAUACCUUGGAUAUGCUUUUGUUCUGAACACGUGCAGUCUGUAUAAGGUAUUUGGACUUGUGUUCUGUACAUUAUUCUUGUUUAAUGUCUUUUAAUGUCUUCUAAAGAAGGGUAGGGGUCUCUUACGUAACAUUGGCAUACUUGUGUUAAAUGAAAAAAUAUAUGUAACAAUUUUUAGUUAGUGUCUUGCUCUUAAUUUCUGUACAUUGCAAAUGUAAGAGUUAAACUUGCAGUAAUUUAUGAGUGUUACAGUUUAUGCUGUGAGUUUGUAUUGGUAUAUCCUACUUUUGCACAUUUAUAUGGGCCAUAUAUCUCCAAAAUCAAAUAUAUACCCUUUGGAAUGUCUCUUGUUUUGACAUAAAUUCAGGAUGAAUCCUCCCUUUUGGUACUAUAGAAUGGUUGUAUCUCUACACAAAGUUUUCUUUUACAUUGCAAGUUGGAUUUUUAGAUUAUUUCCUUUGGGCCCUUUCAGUUAUCCUUGCAGAGAGGAAAUUGUUGUUGUAUGUUUUAGCUAUUGGCUAAAAAUUAAAAAGAAUCUAUCAUGAUGAUUGAAGCAAGGCAUUUUUACUGUCCUUCAGUGCUUAAAAUUCAAAAGCAGAGCCAUGGAGAACUGGCACUUUGUUGCAAGAAAGAGGUGUGUAACUAUGGAGAUUUUUUUUUUUUUGUGAAAUUGGAAUUCUGAAUCACAAAGUUAAACGUCUCAUCAGUGCGGUGAAAACAGAAUGGAAAAAGAAUGGAAAUGGUAAUACCAAAGCAGAUUCUUCCUUUUAGGGGCUUUCUCAUUAAAUGCUAGUGGCCGACAGUGCUCGGGUUAGGCACUGACUCGUGAUUGCUGGUGCUGGUGGCAGACAGUCCUUCUGUGGUGAAAGCUGAGAAUUGGGGUGGGCUGAAGUGUGUUCUCUGAGUCGUGACUCAGUGGAAAGGCAGACAAAAACUGAGUGGUUAUUUUACUGUUAGAGCCCUCACUGCAACUUAUCUACUAUUUUAAGUGGAUGUUUUUUCUUCUGGACUUAAUACCCUUGCGGUACCUUCCCACUGCAGAAGACAUCUUAGAGAAGAGCCAUCGGCUGCCUCAAACCCCCGUGACCACUGGCAGUCCCCCAGCUGACUUCUCCUGAGCCUUCACACAGUUCUCUGCCUCUGUUCCCUCUUGGAGUUGCUCCUUCCUCCUGGGAAGGCCCUUCCCCUCUACCUGUGCACUUCACGGUGCCUAAUUCUGGAGGGCUUGAGUUAAUGAAAAGGAAAGACAGUUCCUAAAAUGUCUUCCCGUGGUGCCAACACUUCGACGUUAUA